This is a messenger RNA of Pecten maximus, 4367 nucleotides long. RefSeq names its product probable cation-transporting ATPase 13A3. Gene Ontology annotation, cellular component: membrane. Gene Ontology annotation, biological process: polyamine transmembrane transport; intracellular calcium ion homeostasis. Gene Ontology annotation, molecular function: P-type transmembrane transporter activity; ATP hydrolysis activity; polyamine transmembrane transporter activity. NCBI's taxonomy places the organism in Eukaryota, Metazoa, Mollusca, Bivalvia, Pectinida, Pectinidae. The record is from RefSeq and is a predicted model, not a curated record.
AAUAUUCAUUGUUUCAGGCGAGCAAUCUAUGGAGUUAAUCGUAUCGAUGUCAGUAUCACACCUCUUAUUCAAUUAUUCUUCAAACAGGUUUUGUCGCCUUUCUACGUGUUCCAAAUGUUCAGUGCUAUUGUCUGGUUCGUGGAAUGGUAUUACUACUACGCUGGGUUCAUUGUUUUUGUCUCUGUUCUUUCAAUGUCAGUUGCCAUCUACCAGAGUAGAACGACAGAAUUGGCACUGCGCAGCACGAUCGAAUCGUCUUCCAGUGUCCUUGUGUACCGGGGGAAGAAUGUGUAUGAGGAGAUAUCAUCCGAUGAUCUGGUACCCGGUGACGUUAUAGAGAUUCCAAGACAAGGCUGCAUGAUGCAGUGUGACGCAGUCCUGGUGUCAGGAAAUUGUAUAGUAAAUGAGGGCAUGUUAACAGGAGAAAGCGUGCCAAUUACAAAGACACCUCUUCCGAAUCCUAACAUGUCGAGGUCACAGGCAGACGUCAUGUUUAGUAUGCGCGAACAUGCGCGUCACGUUUUAUUCUGUGGUACAAAGAUCAUCCAGACUCGUUACUAUGACAAACAUAAAGUUCGAGCUGUCGUCAUCAGAACAGGUUACAAUACAGCUAAAGGAGAACUUGUGCGGUCAAUCAUGUUUCCAAAGCCUGUGGACUUCAAGUUUGAAGUAGACACGUAUAAAUUCUUGGCAUUUCUCUCAUGCAUUGCCUUAUUUGGAUGUGUCUACACUUUCUGGGUCACGGCGGAUAAAGGGAUUGUGUUUGACGAGGUAGUCCUCAUGGCACUUGAUCUUGUCACGGUGGCCGUUCCUGCAGCACUUCCGGCCGCUCUGACAAUUGGCAUCGUGUUCGCUCAAUAUCGACUGAAAAAGGGAGGAAUUUACUGUAUUAGUCCAAGAAGAAUCACAGUUAGCGGGGCUUUAAAUGUCGUCUGUUUUGAUAAGACUGGUACAAUAACUGAAGAUGGACUGGACAUGAAAAGCGUUAUACCAGCCACAGACGGCAAAUUUUCAGCUGAGGUAUCGUCAAUAUCUACUCUGACAAGGAGUCCGAUCAUGACUGCCAUGACAACAUGUCAUUCUCUGACAAUAAUUGACGACCAGCUGUGUGGUGACCCAAUUGAUCUUAUUAUGUUUGGUGCCACUAAAUGGGAGUUAGAGGAGCCAGGCCAGGAGGAAACAAGGUUUGAUCAGAUGGCUCCGACCAUUGUGAAACCCGUUGCUGCCAUCAAUAACAUAUAUAACGACUCCUUCGACUCAAAUUUUCAGCUACCUGUGGAUGAGAUUGGUGUGAUCAGACAAUUUACAUUCUCAUCAAGUCUACAACGGAUGUCUGUCAUCACUCGCAAGCUAGGGGACAGUCACUUUGAACUUUAUAUGAAAGGAGCACCGGAGAAAGUCAUUACCCUAUGUAAAUCAGACACAGUGCCAGUCGACUUCCACGACGUGCUGACCCAGUAUACACAGAGAGGGCUACGAGUGUUAGGCCUAGCCUGGCGACCACUUCCUGGCAAAUUAAAAUUCACAAAAAUUCAGCGAAUACAGAGAGAACAAGUGGAGAAAGACCUACGGUUCCUCGGUCUUAUGGUCAUGGAGAAUAGAUUGAAGCCUUCCUCUGCCUCUGUCAUCCACCAGUUAAAGGAGGCAAACAUUCGUCCAGUGAUGGUGACCGGUGAUAAUAUGCUGACCGCUCUGAGUGUAGCCAGAGAGUGUGGAAUGAUUGACCACAAGGACAACAUUAUUCUAAUUCAAGCUUACCCUGCCCAUGGAAUGACUGAAGCAUCACUGGAGUAUAUAUACACGGACAGUAAGGAACCGGACGACCUGGACCUCAUCACAUUAUCAGGAGGGAGAAUAGGGAACGUAGAUUUUUCAGAGCAUUUUAAUGAGGUCAACUCGAAGUACCACUUAGCAACUGAUGGCCGUUCCUGGGCUGUGAUAAGGCAGUUUUUCCCCGACAUGAUACCAAAGCUGGCAGUAAAAGGGACUGUGUUUGCUAGAAUGUCACCAGAACAGAAGGCACAGCUUGUAGAGGAACUGCAGGAAUUGGAGUACUAUGUUGGGAUGUGUGGUGAUGGAGCCAAUGACUGUGGAGCCCUGAAGACAGCACACGCUGGUAUAUCUCUGUCAGAGGCGGAGGCAUCCGUCGCCUCACCCUUCACAUCCAAAACACCUAACAUUGAAUGCGUGCCUACCCUUAUUAGGGAAGGACGGGCCGCCUUAACAACGUCGUUCGGAAUCUUCAAAUACAUGUGUAUGUACAGCUUGGUGAUGUUUACAACAAUUACAAUAUUGUAUUGGAAAAAUGCAAACAUGUCCGACUUCCAGUUUCUGUACAUCGAUAUGAUUCUUCUUACUACGCUCAGUAUUACAUUCAGCUGGUCAGGGCCAUAUCACAAACUAGUACCCGAACCGCCCCUCCUCAAACUCGUUGCCAUAGCUCCAAUACUAUCAGUGCUGGCACAAACUGCCAUUUCGAUGGCCUUCCAGGUAUUUGUGUACUUCAACAUCGCGGAGCAAGUCUGGUUCGUACCUUUUGUGGAGAACGACGAAUGGGACUACAAGUGUCACGAGGUCACCACUUUAUUUAUUGUGUCCAGUUGCCAAUAUUUCUUCCUCAGUAUUGCCUUUUCGAAAGGAGCUCCUUAUAGGAAAUCUGUUUUUACUAACUAUCCAUUUAUGGUGAACCUGGUCAUUUGUUUCGCGAUGAACACGUGGUUAACACUUUACGCUGGAAAAGAUGCUGAAGAUUUUAUGGAGCUGGAUCCUGCCCCAUUCCUCUACCGCCUGAUCAUACUAGGGAUUACCUUCAUCAACGGAUUUAUAUCAGUAUUGUUUGAGAUGUACCUAAUAGACAAUAAGUUUAUCAGUAACACCUUGCAAACGAGAAUAGAGGAACUAUUCAAAGGGACAUCAUAUAGGUAUCUCGAAGUUGAAAAAGACAUCGAAAAAGACACUGCGUGGCCUCCUACGCAAACAAAGCCAUCCAAUCUGGUGGAUGCGUUCGCUAGGAUGGAUAGUGCACAUACUGCCCAGGAUUUUGACCAAAACAGUCUUUUGAGUAGCCUUCUUUACUCGAGCAGUGGUUCAUACCGGUCCCAUAGUCUUCAUUCAACAGGCUCACUGAAAUUCUCUUCCGGGUCCUACAAUGUUGGAAAACACGAAGAACAAAUGGUCGGUUCUAUUGGUAAAGAACAGGAUGCUACUUCAAUGGGCGCUAUAUUCCCGUAUCUCACUAAAAUGGAGGACAUCACUGUGAAACAUUAUGGUAACGUUGAAGGAUUCGUCAACUCUAUUCAACCGAAUUCCAGUUAUUCCCGAAACAAAUCGCCAUAUGAAAUGGAUUCCGACGACGAUCGAGAGAACAUAGAUGGAAACACACGACCGCCUGAAAAUCAUUUAGGCAACCAAAGCAUUGAACUUGGUCCACAUGAAGGGAUAAUUUCUUCUGUGAGACCUGUCACAGAUCACCAUGUCGUACCUGAGAUAGAAAUUGUGAAUUCUGAAAAUAAAUCUAAACCUAAUAUAAUGAUAGAUAUCGACGAAGGCGAAAGCGAGUCGCCAAUGAAAGGGAUAUUAGACCAGAAUGUUAUCGAACAUCAAUCAUCGGUAGUUGAAAAUAAUGCCACACAGUAUUCUACUUUACCCGCAUUAGAAGCUGAUACUAGAGCUGAAAAAGACUUAUUGCUUGGACACGAGUCCGCCCAAUGUGGGGAUCAUAGCAUGGUUCAAUCACAUAUACCGGAAGACAGCCUACCAGAAACUGAAAUGUCAUACAACCUUCAUAAGGACGAAACAAAUGCAAUUUCGGUAGAACAGGCGUCUACACAGAAAGACGAAAACGCAAAGAAUGAUCAACUCCCAAUUAUUUCUUCACAACUAGAGACAGACGCUGAUUGUUAUACUUCUGAAGAUGUAGCUAGUACGAAUUCGGGACAAAAGUCAGGUAAAAUAGACAAACAAUGUGGUUUGCUUCAGGAAGUCGGUCAGCUUGAUCUAGCGUCACCGGGAGCAGAUGAUAAACAUGAAGUGCAGAAGGAUGAAAUCAAGGUGCUUCCUAAACUGGAAAAUAAUCAGAACAAUGAACCCGACAUAGUGCUGCGAGACAUUGAAAUGGAAUCAAACCUCCACGAGUUUUCAGAAGAGAAUGCGAAGGUUGGAAGCAUAACACCAGAAGGGCAUGUACAUAAUGAUGAUAUUGAUAGUACUCAGCUAUAGAAUGCACAAAAAUAACAACGGCUUGGUUGAAGAAAUAUUACUUUUAAUGUUAAACCGAGUUUAUGCUCUCAUUUGAAGCUAUAGAACAACAUAAAAACAUUUAAAAAAAAAAAAAAAAAUGAACUGAAUUUUUCAAAGAUUUGAAAAUU